Molecule: messenger RNA, 3688 nt
Organism: Gymnodraco acuticeps
Lineage: Eukaryota; Metazoa; Chordata; Actinopteri; Perciformes; Bathydraconidae
Product: snake venom metalloprotease inhibitor 02D01-like
Exons: 2
Coding region: 1356-1979 (207 amino acids)
Source: RefSeq, a predicted model, not a curated record
GAAGCUACCUGAAGCUACCUGAAACUACCUGAAGCUAACUGAAACUACCUACAGCUAACUGACGCUAACUGAAGCUACCUGACUCUACCUAAAGCUAACUGAAGCUACCUGACUCUACCUAAAGCUAACUGACGCUACCUGACUCUACCUAAAGCUAACUGACGUUAACUGAAGCUACCUGACGCUAACUGAAGCUACCUGACUCUACCUAAAGCUAACUGACGCUAACUGAAGCUACCUGACUCUACCUAAAGCUAACUGACGCUAACUGACUCUACCUACAGCUAACUGACGCUAACUGAAGCUACCUGACUCUACCUAAAGCUAACUGACGCUACCUGACUCUACCUAAAGCUAACUGACGCUAACUGAAGCUACCUGACUCUACCUAAAGCUAACUGACGCUAACUGACUCUACCUACAGCUAACUGACGCUAACUGAAGCUACCUGACUCUACCUAAAGCUAACUGACGCUACCUGACUCUACCUAAAGCUAACUGACGCUAACUGAAGCUACCUGACUCUACCUAAAGCUAACUGACGCUAACUGACUCUACCUACAGCUAACUGACGCUAACUGAAGCUACCUGACUCUACCUAAAGCUAACUGACGCUAACUGAAGCUACCUGACUCUACCUAAAGCUAACUGACGCUAACUGACUCUACCUAAAGCUAACUUGCGCUAACUUGGAACUACCUGAAGCAAACUGACGCAACCUGAAGCUAACUGACUCUACCUGAAGCUACAUGACUCUAACUGAAGCUAGCUGGGAGUUACCUGAAGCUAACUGAAGCUAUCUGACUCUAUAUGACUCUGAAGCUAACAGUUAGCUGCUGUGUGUCGACAGCAGCCCCCCCGCAGAGACAGCAGUUGAUCAGUGAGUGUGUUGAUCUGUUUUUAAACCAUAACACUGCAAUAAACCACCGGGUUACAGAGCACCAGCUGUUUAUAUCAGAUUCAGGAAACACCUGGAGCUCAGGUAAAGGUAUUACAGAUAUCAGUUGACCCCCCAGCAGUGAGAGGCGUUCAGGGUCAGGGUCAAGAAUUUUGCAGUUUUUUUUAGAUUCAGCCCUUUUUCACCUUAAAGAAAGCAGGUCAGUGAAGGCAUCACCAGAUCUCCUCAGUAACAGGCAGCAGGAUAACGAGUAAACUAGGUGAUUCAGUAAAGACCAGGGUCUGCUCCCUGCAGGUUCACAGUAAAGACCAGGGUCUGCUCCCUGCAGGUUCACAGUAAAGACCAGGGUCUGCUCCCUGCAGGUUCACAGUAAAGACCAGGGUCUGCUCCCUGCAGGUUCACAGUAAAGACCAGGGUCUGCUCCCUGCAGGUUCACCAUGACCAGCAAACCUGCAGCAUGUCAGGCUGUGGCGCCGCUGUAGACCCUGGUGCUGGUCCUCCUACUGGUCCUGGUUCUGGUCCUCCUACUGGUUCUGGUCCUCCUACUGGUCCUGGUCCUGCUACUGGUCCUGGUGCUGGUCCUCCUACUGGUCCUGCUACUGGUCCUGCUACUGGUGCUGGUGCUGGUCCUCCUACUGGUACUGGUUCUGGUGCUGGUGCUGCUGGUGCGUGGCGCCCCCCCCUGGCAGAGAAGGCCCUCUCAGAGGCGUCCCCCCCCCUCAGGUACAGAGAGCGACCCCCCCUGGCAGAGAAGGCCCUCUCAGAGGCGUCCCCCCCCCUCAGGUACAGAGAGCGACCCCCCCUGGCAGAGAAGGCCCUCUCAGAGGCGUCCCCCCCCCUCAGGUACAGAGAGCGACCUCCCCUGGCAGAGAAGGCCCUCUCAGAGGCGUUCCCCCCCCUCAGGUACAGAGACGCCUCCCUUCUCAUCUGGCAGCAGCAGCAGCAGCAAGAGGCUCCGCCCACAAACUACCUGAGCCGCAGCCAUUCCACCUGCUACAGCCGCUACGGGAACCAAUCAGUGGUGAUCAGAGACCGGACGCACCUGAAGGAGGAGGGGUCCAAGAUCUGCAGCCUGAUGUAGAGCCUGAACGCACCACGGAGCCUGAAGGAGGAGGGGUCUAAGAUCUGCAGCCUGAUGUAGAGCCUGAACGCACCACAGAGCCUGAAGGAGGAGGGGUCUAAGAUCUGCAGCCUGAUGUAGAGCCUGAACGCACCACGGAGCCUGGAGGAGGAGGGGUCUAAGAUCUGCAGCCUGAUGUAGAGCCUGAACGCACCACGGAGCCUGGAGGAGGAGGAGGGGUCUAAGAUCUGCAGCCUGAUGUAGAGCCUGAACGCACCACGGAGCCUGGAGGAGGAGGGGUCUAAGAUCUGCAGCCUGAUGUAGAGCCUGAACGCACCACGGAGCCUGAAGGAGGAGGGGUCUAAGAUCUGCAGCCUGAUGUAGAGCCUGAACGCACCACAGAGCCUGAAGGAGGAGGGGUCUAAGAUCUGCAGCCUGAUGUAGAGCCUGAACGCACCACGGAGCCUGAAGGAGGAGGGGUCUAAGAUCUGCAGCCUGAUGUAGAGCCUGAACGCACCACAGAGCCUGAAGGAGGAGGGGUCUAAGAUCUGCAGCCUGAUGUAGAGCCUGAACGCACCACGGAGCCUGGAGGAGGAGGGGUCUAAGAUCUGCAGCCUGAUGUAGAGCCUGAACGCAUCACGGAGCCUGGAGGAGGAGGAGGGGUCUAAGAUCUGCAGCCUGAUGUAGAGCCUGAACGCACCACGGAGCCUGGAGGAGGAGGGGUCUAAGAUCUGCAGCCUGAUGUAGAGCCUGAACGCACCACGGAGCCUGAAGGAGGAGGGGUCUAAGAUCUGCAGCCUGAUGUAGAGCCUGAACGCACCACAGAGCCUGAAGGAGGAGGGGUCUAAGAUCUGCAGCCUGAUGUAGAGCCUGAACGCACCACGGAGCCUGAAGGAGGAGGGGUCUAAGAUCUGCAGCCUGAUGUAGAGCCUGAACGCACCACGGAGCCUGAAGGAGGAGGGGUCUAAGAUCUGCAGCCUGAUGUAGAGCCUGAACGCACCACAGAGCCUGAAGGAGGAGGGGUCUAAGAUCUGCAGCCUGAUGUAGAGCCUGAACGCACCACAGAGCCUGAAGGAGGAGGGAUCUAAGAUCUGCAGCCUGAUGUAGAGCCUGAACGCACCACAGAGCCUGAAGGAGGAGGGGUCUAAGAUCUGCAGCCUGAUGUAGAGCCUGAACGCACCACGGAGCCUGAAGGAGGAGGGGUCUAAGAUCUGCAGCCUGAUGUAGAGCCUGAACGCACCACGGAGCCUGGAGGAGGAGGGGUCUAAGAUCUGCAGCCUGAUGUAGAGCCUGAACGCACCACAGAGCCUGAAGGAGGAGGGGUCUAAGAUCUGCAGCCUGAUGUAGAGCCUGAACGCACCACAGAGCCUGAAGGAGGAGGGGUCUAAGAUCUGCAGCCUGAUGUAGAGCCUGAACGCACCACAGAGCCUGGAGGAGGAGGGGUCUAAGAUCUGCAGCCUGAUGUAGAGCCUGAACGCACCACAGAGCCUGAAGGAGGAGGGGUCUAAGAUCUGCAGCCUGAUGUAGAGCCUGAACGCACCACGGAGCCUGGAGGAGGAGGAGGGGUCUAAGAUCUGCAGCCUGAUGUAGAGCCUGAAUGCACCACGGAGCCUGGAGGAGGAGGGGUCUAAGAUCUGCAGCCUGAUGUAGAGCCUGAAUGCACCACGGAGCCUGGAGGAGGAGGGGUCUAAGAUCUGCAGCCUGAUGUAGAGCCUGAACGCACCACAGAG